AUGAAUAAAAUAGAGUGCAAAAUCAAACAACUUGAUUUGAUAUUUUGGAGUGAUUUUUCGAAAAGAAAAGCGAAUGGAUAUAAAAAGGUUUACUAUGAAGAACUUGACGAAUGGUUGUUUACUCUUGAUAAAUACUUUAAUACAGAGAAUAUCGCUUCAUUGUCAAUUUCACAAUUAAAUGAUCCAGGAUUUGAAUCAAGGAUCAAGUCUGACACUUUUAAAAUUACAUCGUUUAUGAAAAAUGCAAAUUUGGCAAAAUUAAAGAGUCUUUUAAUUUCAUCGAACUUUCUAAAUGUGAAUGGAAUCGAUGUCUCAAAUUUGGAAAAAUUAUAUAUUUGCACUAGUAUAGCUAAUGAUUCAUACGCUUUUGAAUUAGCAAAGUUAUAUUUAACUAAUCCCAAUUUAUAUAUAAGUUGGUGGCCAGUUUUUUAUCAACUUGGUGAUACCUUGUAUGCUGAUAAUAUAAGAUUAUAUUCCCCUAGUCAUUUUCAGGUUAUUUCAUGUCAAUGGCCAUUGUAUUUUUUUACAAGUGGUAAAAUUUUAAUUAAAAAAACUGAAUCAGGAGUAAAACCGAAUAACAUAUCUAACUUAACUAAUACUAAAACACGUUGUAAAAAAUUCUUAAAGAAAUUUGAAAUAUAUUUGAAAAGGGAUUAUACAUUACAGGAUCUCCUAGAUAUGGGGCUUUUUUAUAGUCCAUUAUCAAUUUAUGAGUCGGUUCUCGAAGUCAUGGAUCAGAAUGAAAAUGUGUGGGAUUUGGUUGAAUCAAUUUGGCGCGUCAAUAACAAAUUUCUUUAA
Lodderomyces jiufengensis is the source of this 798-nucleotide messenger RNA. RefSeq lists its product as uncharacterized. The transcript has a single exon. Lineage: Eukaryota; Fungi; Ascomycota; Pichiomycetes; Serinales; Debaryomycetaceae. Bases 1 to 798 code for a protein of 265 amino acids. The record is from RefSeq and is a predicted model, not a curated record.